Naegleria lovaniensis is the source of this 1122-nucleotide messenger RNA. RefSeq lists its product as uncharacterized. The coding region runs from base 1 to 1122 and encodes 373 amino acids. The record is from RefSeq and is a predicted model, not a curated record. Lineage: Eukaryota; Heterolobosea; Eutetramitea; Acrasida; Naegleriidae. The transcript is spliced from 3 exons.
AUGGCUUUCACUCUAAAAAUUCGAUAUUUUCCACCAGCCAUUGUAGUGAUAACAGCAGUGUGUUUAUUAUUUUGUAUAGUGUUGAGCUUGCUUACGGCAUCAGAAGAUGUUUCCAAACAUUUACCUGCUCUUUCCGAAACUGGAAUUUAUCCUCCAACAAAAUAUAUAUUUACAGCAUGUUUAGUUCUGCCAUCAUUGUGUUUAUUGAUUGCCUCUUUUUUACAAUACUUUACGAUGAAAGAAAAAUUAUUAUCCAUUGAACAUCAACGUCACACUACUGUUUAUUGUGGAGGAUAUUUCAGAAUGAGUUGGUUGAGUGUGGCUUCAUGCAUAUUUUCUCUAAUUGCAGGUAUUUGCUUACUUGGAUUGGCAAUUGUUCCAAUUAAGAAGGGAGAAAUUGUUAACAUUCUUAAAAGCAACACGACAUCGUUAUCAUUGGACUCGGAUUUUCAUGAUCUAUGGAGCUAUGAAAAUAGAGCAGCGGUUGCUAUUCCAAUUUUUACAAGAUUACAAAACAGUCAGUUAUCGAUAUCACUGCCUAAUAGUAUUUCUCAAAAUGCUGAUUCGUCAGCUGAAAUGACAAUUGAUGCCAUCACUGUUGUUCAUUUGACGUUCACUUUUCUAUUUAUGACUACCACAUUUAUUCACAUGAUUUUAUCAACGAUUUUGCAUGUGAUGUACGACAAGAAAAUUUCUGCCAAUAAGAGAAAACUCCAUCCAUGGAUUAUUGUCAAAAUUUGUUGCAUUGUUUCCUUCCUUUUAAUGUGGCCGACAAGCUCCAUCAUUAUAGGACUUUUUAUUUCAAUAUUUUGUGACAUGCCUCAAAUUCUCGCAGGAAAAUGUGGUCUCUAUCACAUUGUUGAACUGUUUUUAGGAGCAUUGAUUCAAUAUGGAAUUGUCUCUUCCAUUCUAGUGUUCAUGCUCACCUACACACAUGAUCUCAAAGACACUACGUUAUCCAUUGGUGUAAAUACUCCAAGCUCAGACAUUAAUGCUCGCCUCAAUGGUCUAUCUCUCGAAAGAGAUUUUGAAUUGGAUGAUGAUGAUUUAGAAGAUGGUCAUCAUCAUGAUGGUGAUGUUGAAGCAACGUUAAAGAUGCAGGAUGAGGACGAAGAGAAAUAA